UACCGGAGUUGUCCGGUUGCUCACCUCAAAAAUUGUGUUGCAUCGUUAGUUUCGGCCAAAACCAGUGUUUCUCACGUUUAGACUAAUGAUGCUGUCCAUGUUUUUUUUUUUGGUGCGGAAGUUAGCUUAGCUAACAUAUUUAGCCAUGUCGUGCAGAACUAACGUUAGCUAACGCUACAUAGGUUAGCUUACUAAGCCGAAGUGUGGUUUUCUCAAAAAUAAUUCUCAUUGUGUACAUUGUGGUAGUCGUGCAAGCAGUCUUACCCAUGCCGUUUGAAUAACCACUAUUACAUUAGCUAUGGCUUUCUCACGUUUCUAGGUGUUAAUUAUGCUAGCUAACCGCUAGCUAAGUUAGCUAACAAUGCAUCAGGAAUGUGAGCCCAGGUAUCGCCAACGUUACACGAGCUUAACCUACCAGGUCUGCGCUUUACCCAGUCCUGCUAUACGUGUUCUAGUAUGUGUUUACACGUGUCUUCUGUGCUAAACAGGGGGAGGCAGUCUGCCUGCCUUGGACUUAAACAUCUGUAGCUACUUGAGCGUGGUCUGCGUUCCCUAACGUAGAGGGAGAAUUUUUCCCUCAUUUAGCCAGAGAGAAUCCCUCUCUUACUAGUGGGUGGGAAAAAAAAAAAAAAAAAAAAAAGUUCCCAGGAGCCAUGGGAAAGAAGAACCAGAACCGUGAAGAGGAGGAGUCUGCGUCCUCGGACGAAGAGGAAUACGUGGUAGAGAAAGUCUUGGAUAGGAGGGUUGUGAAAGGCCGUGUGGAGUAUUUUCUUAAGUGGAAGGGUUUUACAGAUAAACACAACACUUGGGAGCCAGAGAAGAACCUGGACUGCCCGGAUCUCAUCGCAGAUUUCAUGAAGACGUAUAAAAAGGGCAGCAGUACUACCAGCACUCCCAGUAGUGGGGCUAAAUCGUCCACCACAGGCCCAUCUGGGGCCCGCUCAAAAGACAGCAGCAGCAAGAGGAGAAACUCGGACGAAGAGGAGGAGGGCGGCAGCAAGCCAAAACGGAAAAAAGAGGAAGAGAUCCUUGUUGCAAGAGGCUUUGAAAGAGGCCUGGAGCCAGAGAAGAUCAUUGGUGCGACAGACUCUUGUGGAGACCUCAUGUUUUUAAUGAAGUGGAAGGACUCAGACGAGGCGGAUCUUGUGCUAGCGAAGGAGGCCAAUCAUAAGUGCCCACAGAUUGUCAUUGCCUUCUACGAGGAGCGUCUCACUUGGCACGAAGAUGGAGAGAAGAAGGAGAAGGGUGCUGCAGCGGUGUAAGAGGGCCAGAGGGGGGUGUGAGGAUAUCCCACCCAGACUUCCUCCCAACACCCCCUCUCCCGCCCCCACGCCGCCGCCCCCCCCACCCCGGAGACAGACACGAGUGCACUCACAGUCCGCCCUUUGUUAUGGACCAUUUUAAAAACACCACCAGCCUCCUAGCAAUGGGAGGUUGCUACCCACUUUAUUACGGUCUCCUUUCAUCCCUCAUGUAAAAAAGCAACUCUUACCAACUCUCACCAUCAAGAAUUGAGGGACUAUCAAGUGAUUGAGGACUGUGGCAAGAGCUUUUUGGGGACUGGAUAUGUUAGACUGGUGGAAUCAUGUGUUUCUCUCUUAAUUCUUGCAGAGCUUCACCCUGUUUUUCAUGUUUUAAGUAUUUGUGCCCCCCCCAACCCCAUGGUUAUGUUCUUAUGAUGUGUGACAGUGUGAUAGAGUAGAUGUUGAAUACAGCAAAUGGCAACAUUUCUACACAGAUGCCAUUUUUGUUGUCCUUAUCAAUACAGCAAGUUUUUGGGUUGAGAUGGUCAUUCUCCAUCUGCAGUGCUGGAUUAGUUAGAGGACCGGUUUUCUUCCUUUUUUUUAUUUUGGUGAGCAUGCCAAAUGACGGUUGCCCUUUGUAUGCAUUCCUCUUACAGAAUCGCUCUCCAUCUUGAGGAAUGUUUGGAAUAUGUAGGACCCUGAGGAAGCUUUUUAAACUUCAAAAUUGUCCUUAAGGCCCUUUACACAUGUCGUAUUUUAGCCAUAUCUGUAUUUUUUGGGGCUUUUUAAAACAUGAAUGUCAAUUCUCUCCAACCUCUUGGCGUUUAAAAAUGUCAGCUUUUAUUUAAUUUCAUAAGCAUUUCAACAUGUUUGGCUUGCGAAAUCUGAUCAUCUUUGACCUUCACAUGUCUGAUUGCCUGUCUUCAUAGUUAUUAAUGGGCAUGCUUGUGUCUAGACCAACUUAGGAGAUCAGACGAGUAUAAUUUUGUGUUUAUGCAGGGACGUUCCUUUUGUGAUUCAGAAGUUGGUGUCCAUCAUGGUCAGACCCAGAGGCUCCACCUUGUGGUCAACUUGCUGAUAAUGUCAAGCAUCGAACUUCAUGAUGAUGUAGAGUAGACUGUGACCAUAUCACUGUUUACCCUUUCUCUGGCCAUUUUUAAAAGGGUUUAGCAGAUUUGUCAGAUUCUCAUUUUAGUUCUGUUAAAUAGUUAAGUAAACUUUACUUAAAUUGUCCAAUUAAAUGGUCUUUUAACGGGGUUAUGAUCUCAGGUGUGCAAUUCUGUGUUUGUAGAGCCACUGGACAAAUGAUGCCCCAUUUAAAAAAAAAAAAAAAGAUAAAAAAAAGAAGAAAAAGAAAAGAAAAGGAAAAAAACCCUGAUCUUCGUUGACCCGACAGAGCUACUCCUUCUGAUUCAAGUAAAAUGUAGUCAGAUGAUGUUUGUAUUAGAUUAAUUGCCACCCACUCUGUACUAGCUUCUUGGAACAUUUUCUUAGCUGUUCUUGUGUUCUCUGUCUCCACCUUGGCGGCACCUUUUUAAAAAGGGGGUCUGCCCUUUUAAACUUGCUAAAAGGCUACUUUUAGACAGCGUAUUGAAACAGACUCGCGCGAUUUUGUGACGAUUUUUACGCACCACUGAUUGUAAUGACUGAGUCUGUGUAUGCAUAGUUAAAAUCAGAAAGAGAGAAGAAUUUCAAGGCAAAGAUCAGAUGUUCUUCGGCUUUCUGUCUAAACGACACUGUAACAGGGUUGUGCAUAUAUCUCUUGCAACUGUAUUGCUCCACUCUUCGUUUUGUCCUUUUGUUUUAUAUGUCUUCGUGUUCUGUUACUUUCAUGUUACGAAAGUACCCGUCCCAUGGCCGAUCAUUUUAUAAAAAGAUGUCCAUUCAAUCAAGUGUUUUCAAAACAUGCUUUUGAUGUCUUUUACCAGUUGAUCCAUUUUUUAAAAAAAUGUCUUGUAUCAAAUUGUAGUAAACCUAGUUUUCAACACAUUUGAUUGCUUUUUUUUUUUUUUUUUUUUUUUUUUAGUAUCAUUCAAACAGGCUGACAUAGUGAUUGGACUGUUCUUAAGGAUAGACAUCUUAAGUCUAAGUGGGUGAAUUUUGGGUCAUUGUGCAUUUUUCUUUUCCCAGAUACGCAAAGGCAGUGCUUCACUUUUCCAGCAGAUGGUGCUAUUCCACUAUGCUCUAUCAUUUAUAGACGUGACAUCUUAGCAAAGCCCACAAUAUCACAAAGGAUAGUCCUGUUUUUGAUGGGAUUUGUUGCAUUGAUUCUUUGUGUUGGUGUAAACUGUACAUUUUAAUCUCGAGCAGUAAGUGAAACAAAAUGCCUCUGGAUUAUGUACAUAUACGGACCAAAAAGACUACAGUUCACUGGCUUUGUUUUUUUUUCUUGUAUCAGUAAUACCAUGAAUGCUGUUUAUCUUUGAUUUUGACUAGUUCUGCGCUGCCUACUAGUAGUAAAGGAAAAAAAAACCCGUUUCUAUUGAUCUUCACGUAAGAACGUUUCAACCCACGUCCUGCUCAUCUGUGAAAUAUCAUCUGUGAACUAUCUUUGUUCUCUUGGUUUGUACAUGCAGACAUGUAGUCAAAAAUGUCAAGUCACCAAAAUAAAUCAAUAAAUAAAACGUAUGAUUCUCA
Molecule: messenger RNA, 3881 nt
Organism: Pygocentrus nattereri (red-bellied piranha)
Lineage: Eukaryota; Metazoa; Chordata; Actinopteri; Characiformes; Serrasalmidae
Gene: cbx5
Product: chromobox homolog 5 (HP1 alpha homolog, Drosophila)
Exons: 6
Coding region: 654-1262 (202 amino acids)
Biological process (GO): negative regulation of transcription by RNA polymerase II; chromatin organization
Cellular component (GO): pericentric heterochromatin; nucleus
Molecular function (GO): chromatin binding
Source: RefSeq, a predicted model, not a curated record